This is a messenger RNA of [Torrubiella] hemipterigena, 824 nucleotides long. Lineage: Eukaryota; Fungi; Ascomycota; Sordariomycetes; Hypocreales; Clavicipitaceae. The record is from the annotation of a GenBank genome assembly.
CUCGACGCCCAUCCAUCCAUUCUUUAAGCAGCAUCGAUUGCCCACAAUGGCCAUCACACCGACCCAAUUCGCUAAGAAGACGGCCCAGUCCGCAAACUGGACAGACGCCAAGCGCCGAGUUCUAUCCUCCUACCGCGAAUGGAUCCGUGGUGCCCCCGAGAUCCAGACCAUGUAUAACGUCCCUCUGCCUGCCGCAGCCAUCCGCACAAGAAUACGCCAGGAAUUCGAGCGCAACCGCCAGGUCAACCAGCUCUCUGUUGUCGACGUUCUCCUCUUCAAAUCACAUGCUGAGUACCAGGAAACCAUGAACUUCUGGAAGCAGACGACACAUAUUAUGUCCUAUUUCAAGGGCGAGAACUUCCGCGGUGACAAGAGACUGCCAUCCAGCUUCAUGGAGGGCUUCUUGGAGGGACGCAACUAAAGACACUCUACGUGGGCUCUCUUAUGUAUAUAUUCGCUCUAGAUUGUUCGGUUAAAACAAUAUUUUUUCAUCAAAUUCUUCCUAUCAAACGCCGUGAAAUAAAGCAAUUGUACCCCGAUGCCAUGCAUGAUGACGCAAAGUCGGCCAACACCACUCAUAAGUCUAAAAUAAAUCCAACAGGAAUCCUUCUUUUGCGUAAUUUUAUGAGCUCUGUAUGCAAGUUCAUCGCUCAAUGCCUUCCUUUUCGUUGAAUGCCUGUCUCUUGGUCCAAAACUCUUCAGCAACAACGUCACAAACUUGCUGCAGGUCGCUGAGGCCCUUCUUUAAAGCAUCAACAGCUAGACCCUCUAUAUGUUUUGUUAGUAGUUGCUACAAAGGACUUUGAAUCAAUGGUGUGUUUGAG